CAGUGUUGUGGCCGCAAGCGAGGACGAUUUAUGGCAACCUGCUGGAGUCCCUCAAGAACAACGGAUUGGGAGGGAGUGAGGGGAGUGGGGAACCGCCCACUCCCCCCCACACACCCCAGCGAGAGAACGCCCACAUAGUGUCUAAUGAAGGGUGUGCCAGCCGCCCACCCUUGCCCCCACUAGACCCUCUUCAUCAGCAGGCACUACAGGCCAGAAUGCUGGGUGGCAGCAACUUCUCGACGCUAUUGACGUUGGCGGCGCUGCAGGAGGGUAAGGGACACUGUGUGCCUCUACCACCAACCCUGGAAGCCCACAAGAGCAUGUCCACCACACCCACCACCUCCACCUCCACGACAGUGACUCCUGGGCUGGCAGGACUGUCCUUAGGAUCGGGGGGCGCCACUUCUUCACCCCUGAUGGGAGUGAGGGAAGCCCUAGUCAAGCCUCAGGUGGACUACUCUCGAUACGUGAAGCCCUUCAGCUCUGCUCUUGAGUGUGGACACCUUCCCUGCCGAGAACACAACCUUAGAGAACACUUCCACUGCCUAGAAUGUAACUCGAAGGUGUUCAGCAAGAAGGAGGAGAUGAUCCGACACUUCAAGUGGCACAAGAAGCGUGAUGAGAGUCUACAACACGGCUUUAUGCGCUACUCCCCUUCUGACGACUGUUCCGACCGCUUCUCCAAUUGCUCACACAACCGCAAGCAGACACACUACCACUGUCUCAAAGAGAGCUGCGACAAGGUAUACAUAAGCACAUCCGAUGUCCAGAUGCAUGCUAACUACCACCGCAAGGACUCGGCCAUCAUGCAGGAGGGAUUCCAGAGGUUCCGCGCCUCGGAGGACUGUGGGCAGGCCGGCUGUUCCUUCAGCGGCCAAAGGACAACACAUUUCCACUGUAUGAGGAUCGCCUGCAACUACACCUUCAAGAAUAAGGCUGACAUGGAGAAGCACAAGACCUACCACAUUAAGGACGAACAACUGACCAAGGACGGGUUCAAGAAGUUCAUGAAGCAGGAGGAGUGUCCGUACGAGGGGUGUAAGUUCUCGCGGGUCGUCAACCACAUCCACUGUAUCCGCCCCGAAUGUAACUACGUCCUUCACUCCUCCGGCCAGAUAUUUGCUCACAAGGUGCACUUCAACACUCUGCUCUUACACCUGAGGAAGCACGAGCGUCAGGACCACGAGCGAGCCUACCGCAAGUACAAGCUGGCGCAAACUAUGCUAGGCGUACCAGAGGGCCACCCCGCCCUUGCACCCCUCCUUCACGAGGCGCUACGCCCUCUUGGUACUCUAGGGGGGCACAUGGUCAACCCUUUGGUAGGCCCCUUAGGGGGGCCCCUAAGUGGUCCUAUGUGCCCUGGUGACCAAAGAAGUGAGGACUCUUCCUCCCCACUGGGCCCCGGCCCCGGCACGCCCACUGCCCUCCCACCAGGACUCCAACGACCUCCUGGUUUACUAAUGGGCGGUUUCCCCCCUCCUGGACUGGCCGAGGCUCAACACCCCCUCGCCCGCCUCCUGGGUGUGGCACCCCCUGCCGCCCACGGGUUCUUCCACGGCGGCUCGGCCACAAGCUCAGCCUCCACGCCCGCAUCGUCGUCGUCAGGGCCGGCGUCACCGGUGGACCUGAGCAUUAGCAUGGGCUCGAGCGACGACCGUGAGUGGGAGCGAUGGGUGAGGUGCCACGGGCGGGACGACGCUUGCCGCGCCGGCUGUGACCUGGCGGGAAUGGAGCACUGGCACUGCGACGAUUGUGAGACGGUGUUCCGCGGGCGUGAGAGUGCGCGCGAUCACGGUCGCGCUCACGAGCAGCAAACAUUGAUCACGGACGAACAUUACUCUAAGGUCACGAGCUCAGAGGACCCUCGUCCGUGUCCCCCAGACUGUCCCAUCCAGGAUCACGCAGACCACUACCACUGCAACUGGGAGGGUUGUGGCGAGGCAAUCCUGGCGUCAGGGGACAAGCCCUUCCGUCGCCUCGAGCACUUCAGGAUGCACGACUACGCGCGACGCCUAGCCCUAGCGACCUCCCCCGGCGCCGGUGGACCUAUAGGCGUCGCGGCUGUCACAUCCGUCGAUGCUAUGUUCAAGCGUAAGCGCGGACGACCGCCAAAGAACAGGGUUAUCGAGGUGUGGAAUGACUACCUACCUGUUUCGAGCGUCCAUGACACCCCACAGGCGAUAUUCACUAGUUUCAAGUUACCUAAGAGCUCGCCACCGCCACACGGGCACCUGGGGAUGACCUUGGGUCCCCACCCGAUGACGCCCCUGGGUCAUCUGGCUCACCUAGGACGUGACACCUCCCCACCGAGACUGACCAUCCCGUGCAGUACGAACAACAACAUCUGCAGCGCCACCAUCACCGCCACAGCCCAGCAGUCCGUCACCCCUGGCAGCAUCCAACCUAUCCUCCUGCCUCUCACAGGGCCGCUCCUCUCCAAUCCGCUCCAACCACAAGCGGAGAUAGUUGAAGGAUUCUACCCGUGGGGUGAGGGUGUGCCUUGCCCUGACCAGCUGUGUCCACUGCUGGGCCGUCGACACUAUCACUGCGCCCACCCCCGCUGCCUCUACGUCACCGCCCACACUGACGUUCUACCCCUCCACUCCCACGACUUCCACGAGAACACGCCCAUCCCUGAGGGCUUUAUCGCCAUCGACAGGAAUAUAGACUGCCGCUCACCUAACUGUCAAAGCAACAAGGUCAACAAACAUUUCCACUGCACUCGCUGUGGUUUCUCCUUCGUGCGCUACCAGACGCUUGAGUCCCAUGCGGAAAAGCACCAGCAGGAAGAUGGGGCAGCCCCCACACACAGCCUUGGCCCUCAGUCGCCCAUUUAUCUGAAGAAGCCGCGUCCGGAUAGCCCCAUGGAUGCGCCCUCGGCUGUCGGAGACAGAGAGUCGCCCAGCAAGGCACAAGAUCUCUCCCCACCAGUGGUCAAGUCUUCAGGGAUAUUCUACCCCCUGUCGCCGUUCCCUACGUCCACUCCAGCCAACCUCCGAGCUUCCUCCAACAACCGGGGUGAGGCAGGUGCUCUCGUCACACCCAUUCCACCAUCAUCGCGUCCACAAAACUCCACUACCUUCACUUUGCCUGUCUCGGGAAGCCUCACCAUCACGGCCACUCGUCGCUCGCCAAUACUCCAUCAAGGCAUGCACUCACCCAUCCGAGAUCGCAUGGAUCACACAGAGUCGGAGGACCGUAAUGAAUUUGACUCUGAUCAAACUCGUACAUUGAAUCAGCAUGGAGACUCAUACCCUGCUCGGAUCCUUCAGACCCUUAAACGUGAGCAAGAGCCACUAACAACAGCUCCUCUAGGUUCCGAGUGGCUCAGCCCAGAGCGUCAUCCACAGUAUGGCCCAGAAUUUUCUUGUGGCCGACCUUUCUGUAAACUGAAAAAGAAGGAACACUUUCAUUGCCAAAUUUGCAACCAAGCUUUUAGUGAACAUGAAAAACUAAGACCACAUCUUAUUAAACAUGCAACUUGUAGCUCCAUGAACUCUGGUGGUUUUGGUGUGACAGGUGAAGAGGACACAGAUGUUUAUCCUGAUCAAGAAGAGGAGGAAGAGGGGAAUCUCCAACCAAAAAUUGAGAACAAUGACCGUCCCAAUAGCCCAAGAAGUCCUCAUGAAUGUAGUACUAGUAGCCUCGGGAUAACGACACAGAGUAUCUCCACCAGUAGCCCAAGACCGCUCAGUUGUAGUGGCAUCAGCCUUAGUGGACCCCAAACUACGGCACCAUUCCCAAUGGUAUAUACUCAGGCAGCCACUUUCCCUGGACUACCAAGUCCCUUUGGGCCACAUCUGGGCAUGGCAGGAAUAUUCCCAGGAUCUCUACCCCGUCUUUUACCGCCAGCUGCCUGGCAAGUCCACCCAGCACUGGCGGCCAUGGCCCAGCAAGGUCUAAUAAUGCCCGGGGUUCGUCCCAAUGGGGAUUUGACUCAUGGAUCACCUGGACCAGGAGGUUUGCAAUGUGUAGGUCCAGGGAUGGGUGGCCCAGGCAUGCCUGGCUCAGGUGGAGACCACAACCCUUUGUUGCCCUCCUCUCUGGGAACCUCACCUCAUCUGGCCAUGUUAGGCAAGAGGCUAGGUGCUGAAGACUUCAACUCUCAGGAGGCCAAGAAGAUCCGCUCUAAUCACUCUAUACGUUUGCUCAAAGAUGAGCCUGUGCCCGAAGGUUACAUACGCUUUAGGUUCAACGAGGAUUGUCAGUAUCCUCAUUGUGGGUAUAGAGAACACCAGACACACUUUCACUGCAUGAGGAAGGACUGUGGUUACUCCUUCUGUGACAAGACACGCUUUGUGCAACACACAGCACGCCAUGAACGGCUUGAUACCCUCAUGGGUGGCGACUUCAAUCAAUUCCGCUCCAAUGUUGCCUGCGGGCGCCCUGACUGCGUCUAUGCCUCAAUGAUAGGCCAACAGCAGAACAAGGCGUCACAUUUCCACUGCCUCAAGUGUGACUUCGUGUGCACAGACACCAACAAGGUGGUGGCGCACCGCAGGCAACAUCAGAAGCGAGACUCUAUCAAUGCCGCGGGAUUCGAAAAGUUUACACCAUCCCAGCCGUGUGGCAUCCAGGGCUGCAACCAUAACCAGAAGCAAACACAUUACCACUGUCUCAAGUGCCAGUACUCGGUCCUGGGCCUCAGCCAGAUGUCCGCACACAGGUUCCGACACCUCGAAUGAAGUUUCUUUGGGGAGUAAUCUGCGGAGAGGCUCCCCGGCGCCCCUAUCUGAGGGCGCAGGAACAAGACCAACACUUUAGGACUGUGAAUUAAUCCCCACCCAAGCUACCCUGAGAAGUAGCGGUGGACUGGUGAAUACGGUCUUGAGUGGGCACGUUUUAGAGCCCACGUGUUGAACUUGUGUGAGCUACACAGUGUAGCUUUGUAAAAUAGCAUAAGUGUUAUCGUUAGCCUUACAUAUCAUUGUAACAUACCAAGUGGUGUAGUUGUUAUUCUUUCUACUGUACCUUGUAUCCAGUUUUUUGCUAGACAAAUGGAAUUUGUACGAGUGAGCAUUCAUGAUGAAUGAUACAAAAGUUGAAAACUCUUGUGUACCAUAGAGAGAAGUGGGAAGACUAUACAUAGUGUAUACGGUGUCGUGGUUGUACCAGUGAGCCUUAUAGUCAUGGGCAAGUGGUGGGGCGUGGCUGGGCCGGGCCACAUCUGCCACUGGUCACCACCGCUGUGGCCCACCACAGCCCACUGCCUGUUGCCCACUACUCGUGGACUAUUAACUGUGUUACUUUGUUGGUUAGUAAAAACCAAUAUACUAUUGACUAAUAUUCCUGAAUGUUUGUGAUGUAUUUGGUAUUCAAUACCGAGAAAAAGAAGCCUCAGACCUGUAUGAAACCCGAGUGCCUUGUUGAAGGUUAAACAACAGUGUCUUUGCGAUAGUGUCUUACUGUAGGCUGGUGUGGUGUAGUUUGUGGGGUGGAGAUGUGCAGGUGCCACGCCCGGCCACUGUGCACCCAUGCAGGUGCCAUACUCGGUCACCAUGCUCCCAAAUAGGUGCCACGCCUAGCCACCACGCAAUUGUGCAGGUGCCAUGCCCGGCCACCGCCCGUGCCUUCCUGUGACCCAUGCCACCACCACCACCACCACCCUACUUGUGCACUCCUACGCCCCAACACACAUAGCUUUGCUGAAUAUAAUUUUAUACUAUUUAUUUUUUAGUGUUACCAAAUAUUAGUGCCAAGUAUUCCGUACUCAUUCAGUUAUUUCCUGUAGUGCCAAACCAUUUCUAUAUUUUUUGUUUGAUUUUAAUUUGGUGGCAAAGAAUGUGCCAAUAUUAAUACUAUUUUUUGUGUUUUAGGAAUUCUUAUGAUAUAUAGCACCGACUCGUGCAUUCUGCAUUGCAUAUUCAAGCCACGGUGUAGACAUGCUAGUGGAAAAUAGCAGCAUGAGAAUGGUUAAAGGCAUGAUGUUCGUGGGUCAGCACCACGCUAGUGCCUCGCCUGCCUCACCCCCACCUUAGUUCUCACCUGUAAGCUUGGACAGGGGUGAGGCAGGAUGCUGGGGCCCCAAGAGCCGUGUGUGGCCCUGGGGAGCCUGCUUGAUCCAGGAGGUAGUCCAGGGUAGUUUAAGGACCUCCUCAGCGAGAAGGUAGGCCAUCAGGCCUCUAAGCAGUAGAGUGUCUUGUUUGCUGUGAUGUAGACAUGUAGUAUUAGGAAGUUAUGACCAACGGUAGCCAGUGUGAGACACGAGACGGCCGGUAGUGCCCGUCCCCUUCAGCUUUACUACUUCAUAUAAUUCUGCUGAGCUGUUAUUUGUAUUAUUCACACACUUUCCCUGCUUGCACCUCUUUUUCAUGUUAUAUGAUGUAUGUGUGUGGUGAGUGGGGCGGGUAUUGUGGUGACGGGGAAGUGGCCAGCGUGAGCCCCCGCCCAUCAGCCACUUGCUUCUCACUCUGGUAGGUGCACCGCCUGCUACCCUCAGUUUCAGCUCACUCAGCACUGCUGAUGCAUUUAUGUACAGUUCUAUUUAUUACGGUGGGGGUCCCAGAUGUGGCGCCAACCCUCAUGGUAAUGCUCUGCUCUUGUGACCCUCUAGUGCUUGUCUUCUCAGCCACUGAGACAGUGAUUGAACUAAGAUUUUGAUUUAAUGUAGGUGAUCAAUAGCAGUGGCAUUGUUCUGCGGGGCAGUAUGAAUCAGUCUGGCACUCCUUCAGUGUAGUUUGUUGUCCCCUAACCCCCCUCCCUCCAGUGCCCUGAUCUUCAGAGCCCUGGCAUCGACCCCCUGAGGUCUGGUACCGAUCCUUGGCGCCCUGGUAGUGUUGGAUUGGUGGAUGGCAUCUCCCCAGUAGGCUAGAAGGCCACCCUUUGGUCACCACUUUGGUUAAAGGUGGUUGAUAUUGUAGGGGAUGUAGGAGGGAGGAUGGGAGAGUUAGUUGGUGGGAGGGGGGGAGGAGGGCCACAAUGUAGGACGGGUGGAAGGGAGUGUUGGUCUGGGCACCGCGGCCACAUACUGGGGCCGCCCACCCCCAACACCAUCCUGGCAACUUACUCAAAUAAAGUGAUACAUUGAA
Homarus americanus (American lobster) is the source of this 7028-nucleotide messenger RNA. RefSeq names its product zinc finger protein castor homolog 1-like. Gene Ontology annotation, biological process: positive regulation of transcription by RNA polymerase II; regulation of neuron differentiation. Gene Ontology annotation, molecular function: DNA-binding transcription factor activity, RNA polymerase II-specific; RNA polymerase II transcription regulatory region sequence-specific DNA binding. Bases 216 to 4685 code for a protein of 1489 amino acids. NCBI's taxonomy places the organism in Eukaryota, Metazoa, Arthropoda, Malacostraca, Decapoda, Nephropidae. Gene Ontology annotation, cellular component: nucleus. The transcript has 16 exons. The record is from RefSeq and is a predicted model, not a curated record.